This is a messenger RNA of Aaosphaeria arxii CBS 175.79, 1531 nucleotides long. RefSeq names its product DUF171-domain-containing protein. Bases 1 to 1332 code for a protein of 443 amino acids. The record is from RefSeq and is a predicted model, not a curated record. The transcript is spliced from 2 exons. NCBI's taxonomy places the organism in Eukaryota, Fungi, Ascomycota, Dothideomycetes, Pleosporales.
AUGGCGAAAUCUAGCGGUGUUUUUGAUAAGGCUAAGAAAAGAAAGCAACCCUCGGUCGUUGUCCACCAUCCCGAACGUAACCCCGAUGCCUCCGCCGACCAUGAACCGUCGUCAUCGAAGCGCCAGAAAAUCUCGCGUCCAGAAGAAGGAGAAGAAGAGGAUGGCGAGCUAGAUACCACACGGCCAUCCGCCGUCUACAAACCCGCGGGUGGCAGAGACUGGACACUGUCGAUCGCGCUCCCCGGCAGCUUCAUUGCGAACACGAAGAACUUCGACCAGAAGACGGACCUCGCAGCACGCAUCGCCCGCGCCGCCGCCGUCUUUUGCGUGGACGAGAUCGUAAUCUUUGACGACGAGCCGGAGACGGUGCCGCCGAACCUGCAGUGGGCGGCCAAGGGCAAGGGGAAGAACGCGAAGAAGAAGACGAAGAAGGAGGUGCUGCAGGAGGUUACGGAAGAUAACGAGGCCUGGGACAACCCGGAUCAGUUCCUGUACCACGUGCUCAGCUACCUGGAGUGUCCGGGGCACUUGCGCCAGGCGCUGUUCCCGCAGCAUGCGAAUCUCAAGGGCGCGGGCAAGAUGCCGACGCUGGACAUGCCGCAUCAUAUGAAAAAGGAGGAAUGGAUGCAGUAUCGUGAAGGGGUGGCGUUGGACCCCCAGCAGUAUGCGGGAGGGAAGAGGGGCGCAAGUGGAGAUUCGUCGUCGCUCGUGGAAUGUGGUCUCUCAUAUCCUGUCAGAUUGGACAUGAAGAUACCGCCAGGCCAGCGCGUCACGAUCAAGUUCAACACUGCCGAUCCGCCACCAUCGUGGCCGCACUUGUCAGAAAAACAGAUCGCGGCGUUGGAGCCUCAACCCGUGGCGGCCAGCCUUCCGCGCGAAGAAGCUGGGUACUAUUGGGGAUACCAGCCGAGGCUCGUAGAUAGCCUCUCUAACGUCCUGGUGGAGUGCCCGUUCGAAGGUGGUUACGACUACGUGAUUGGGACGAGCGAACGCGGCGUCCCGCUCUCUCAAGUUCUGCCCGAUGCCACUAAGCCGGGAAAGAGCUCACGACGAACGUCAUCAUCCGCCUCCGCAGGCGGACCCAACAAAGUCCCCUCUCAGUUCAAGCACCUCCUCCUCGUAUUCGGCGGCGUGACUGGCCUUGAGCCCGCCGUCGCCAACGACCCCGAGUUUAGAUCGAAAGGCCUGACCAAGGAGACGGCACACACAGUGUUCGACGCGUGGGUGAACUUGGUGCCGAAUCAAGGGAGCAGAACUAUCAGGUUGGAGGAGGCCGUUUGGUUGGGUCUGAUGGGAUUCAGGGGAUACGUCGAGUCGCAGAAUUCGGAGUGAGGGAGGAGAAGUUAAGAAAGUCAAAAUCGUCGAGAUUCGCUGACGUUUUCUUUGGUAAUCGCCUUGAAUCACCUGCUCGUGCUUUGAAAAAGGAAGUAAGGACAGAAGCAAUGGAGCUUCAUGUGAAUCGCUCUAUACCCCCGUUUCGUAGGUAGAAGAUCUUACCUAUUUUUACUUGAGUAUCACAACUUAAGAAACG